AUGCUGCGGCCGCGCUGUUUGCGGUGCCACCGCGGCGAAGGCUGUGGCAUGGCCGGCUGGGUUCGUUUCAGCAGCUCAAUCGGUGUCGAUGAAGUAAAAGCCCUGGCUGCAUUAAUGCGCUGUAGUGGAGGCCGCCUGGCGCUGGGGGGAGCCAUGCAUGGCGUGGGGAAGCGGUGGGCCCUUGCCGGGAUUCACCAGCAAGAUGUUCCUUUUGGUGGUGCCAUGGCGGGUGCGAGGAUCGAUCCGAGGAAAUACUCAGAACGUGAGCUGGAGAAAAUAACGAGGCAUUUUACUGUAGAAAUGGCCGAGAAGGGAUUUAUAGGGCCUGGGAUUGAUGUGCUGGCCCCUGAUGGGGAGCAGGAGAUGUCCUGGGGAGCUGGCACCUGCACCCACACACUGGGGUACUGGGACAUCGAUGCCCAGGCGUCUGCGACAGGAGAGCCCAUCAGCCAGGGAGGCAUCCACGGGCGACACUCCGCCACCGGGCAGGGGGUCCUGCAUGGCAUUGAGACCUCCGUCACCAACACAGGCUCCAUGGACUGCACCGGCCUGAGCCCCCGCUUCCCCGGCAAGACCUUUGCGCUGCAGCGUUUGUCCCCACGACUUCCCUCUCCCCAAACCAUCUCUGCUCCGGGGCUGCACACCAUGAACUACCCGCACGAGUACGGAGCCCGCCACGUGUGUUGGGAGACAGACGGAGCCAUUUACAAUCCCAGAGGGAUCGACCCCAAGGAGGUGGAAGAUUACGAGCAGGGCCACGGCACCGUAGUCGGCUUCCCAAAAGCAGAGCCCUGUGACGGGAUGAUCCCCAUCCCCGCCGUUCCUGAGAAGCAGCUCACGAGGGAGAACGCAGCCCGGGCGCAAGCAAAGAUCAUUGCAGAAGCUGCCAACGGCCCCGCCACACCAGCAGCACACGAGAUAUUCCUGCAAAGAAACAUCCCGGUCAUCCCGGACGGGUAUGUGAAUGCAGGUGGUGUGACCGUAUCCUUUGAGUGGCUAAGGAACCUGGACCACGUUAGCUACGGCCGCCUCAGCUUCAAGUACAAGCGGGAAUCCAGCUACCACCUCCUGCAGGCAGUGCAGCACAGCCUGGAGCAGCGGUUUGGCAAGGCCAGAGGGGAAAUCCCCAUCGUCCCAUCCCCAGCGUUCCAGGUCUGCAUGACUGGUGCCUCAGAGAAGGACGUGGUGUAUUCGGGACUGGCCUACACCAUGGAGCAGUUGGCCAAGCAAACGACGACCGCGGCUGCAAGGUACAGCCUGGCCCUGGACCAGAGAACCGCUGCCUACCUGGAGGAGGUGUUCGCUCUGUACAAUGAGGCUGGCUUCACCUACGGACACAGCACCCGGCAGGGUCACUGCCGGCCACGCGGACCCCCUGCCGUGGUGGACAUCGCUUAG
Messenger RNA from Nipponia nippon (crested ibis), 1398 nucleotides. The record is from RefSeq and is a predicted model, not a curated record. Lineage: Eukaryota; Metazoa; Chordata; Aves; Pelecaniformes; Threskiornithidae.